Annulohypoxylon truncatum is the source of this 2226-nucleotide messenger RNA. RefSeq names its product farnesyl-diphosphate farnesyltransferase. Bases 415 to 1836 code for a protein of 473 amino acids. Gene Ontology annotation, biological process: farnesyl diphosphate metabolic process; ergosterol biosynthetic process. Gene Ontology annotation, molecular function: squalene synthase [NAD(P)H] activity. The transcript has 4 exons. Lineage: Eukaryota; Fungi; Ascomycota; Sordariomycetes; Xylariales; Hypoxylaceae. Gene Ontology annotation, cellular component: endoplasmic reticulum membrane. The record is from RefSeq and is a predicted model, not a curated record.
AUUCAACCGCCGAUUCGCUGGUGAUUCUAGUUGGAAAUUUGAUGUGGAGACCAACUUAGAUUUCUUCUGUUCAUCUCUUUAUUAUCGGCAUGGCUCCAGGAUAAAAUUAAUUUUCUACGUACAUCGAACAGUUCAAUCGUUUUUCUACCACCACAACAAAACAACUUCCCCUUUUCAUUGACAAUAUAGAUUGCUUACUUAUUGUAAUAAUAUUGACACUCGGAAUGUUAUCCUAAAUACCGUUACUAUCGCUACCACUACUCUAUCCUAGGCUUUGAUAUAUAUAUAUAUCAACUCGCGGUCGGUCGUUUAUUGUGGCAACGCACGCUUGAUAUCUUCCCUUCCCCCUUAACCAUCGCGAACCUGCCUAGGUAUUCCCUCACCGCCACCUAAUAGCCUCCCCAAAGCGCGAAAAUGGGAGGCCUCAAAGAUGUCCUCUAUUUCAUGUGCCAUCCGAAUCAACUUCGGUCGAUUGUACAAUGGAAACUUUGGCAUGAACCUGUCCAUUCUCGCGAUCCCUCCAAGGAGGCCCCUACUCUGAAAUCAUGUUUUCACUUUUUGAACAUGACGAGUCGCAGUUUCGCCACUGUCAUUCAAGAAUUACAACCUGAAAUGCUUGUACCUAUUGCCCUUUUCUACCUUGUCUUGAGAGGGUUAGACACCAUCGAAGACGACAUGACGCUCUCAGCAAAGACAAAAGAACCCAUGUUACGCGAUUUUUCCAAAUAUCUAAAGAUUGAUGGCUGGACCUUCAACGGCAGUGGACCCAACGAGAAAGACCGCGAGCUGCUCGUCCAUUUCGAUGAUGUGAUCGCAGAACUGAAGAAGAUCGACAAGAAAUACUACGAUGUCAUCGAGGACAUCACCAUCAAGAUGGGAAACGGCAUGGCCGAUUACGCUUUGAACGCUGAAUUCCAAGAAGGCGUGAAGACAAUCCCUGAAUAUGAGGAGUACUGUCACUACGUCGCUGGCUUGGUUGGAGAAGGCCUGACGCGUAUCUUCGUCCAAGGCAACACAGCUAACCCUGCACUGCUCGACCGCAUGGAGCUUUCUGAAAGCAUGGGACAGUUCCUACAAAAGACCAACAUCAUCCGUGACGUGCACGAGGACUUCGAAGAUAAGCGGAGAUUCUGGCCUAAGGACAUCUGGAGCAAGCACGUCGACAAAUGGGAGGAUAUGUUCGACCCCAAGUAUCGCACUCAGGCUCUUAACUGCAGCUCCGAAAUGGUCCUGAACGCCCUGAAGCAUGCUGACGAAUGUUUGUUCUACAUGGCUGGAAUCAAGGAACAGAGUGUCUUCAACUUCGUUGCAAUUCCGCAAACCAUGGCCAUCGCAACCCUCGAGCUCGUCUUUCAGAACCCUAAAAUUUUCCAUAGUCAUAUCAAGAUCACCAAGGGCGACGCUUGUCACCUAAUGAUGCAGUCAACGCAAAACCUACGGGUGGUGUGUGAUGUAUUCAAGACAUACGCGAGGAGGAUAGCGAAGAAGAACGACCCGAGAGAUCCUCAUUACCUUGAGAUCAGUGUCGCUUGUGGCAAGAUUGAGCAAUUCAUCGAAACCCUCUUUCCAACACAAGACCCCAAGAAACUACAAGCUGUGCAAAAUGCGCAAGGGCAAGACAGCGAUCAGAGCGAUUACUGGGAAGCUAUAUUUCUGGUUGCCGCUGUGGUAUUUGUGCUUUUGUUCAUAUCUGGUCUGAUGCUCGGUAUAGCAUGGUACUUCGGGGCAAGAUUCGAUGCCAUGUGGGACAAAGAAGUUGCAUCUAGCCUCAAGGCUGCCAAAGCCACAGUAACACCUCUGGUUCAUGAGGUCCAUGAGGUUCAUGAGGAAUUAUAGUGUGCGCACAUUGAGUUUUUUAUAUUUGCAUGGCGUCAUCGAGGAUAUAUACUUAAUGCAGGUUGUGCCAACAGCAGGAUUGCUGAUGAAGAGUAGCUGGGUACGCCGUUAUGUUUGGAGGGAUAAGGCAUCGUAAAACGUUGUACGAUUUUUGACGUGUCCUGCUUAGAAUCAUUACUAAUACAAACUAAUGCCAUUCGAAUGCGUAGAUUGUUCUAUAGCAGUCUCACAUUCCUCGAGGGGUGAGUUGGAAAUUCGAGAACAAGCACGGAUGUCAAAUUACAGUUCAGUCUUUCAAUGACUGCAGCUGUGCCGAGAAGUGCUGAUAUCAAACCAAACAUGACGAGGAGUACCGAGUCCAAUGUGGCUCGUAGGCACAUAGCGGGCUUU